Messenger RNA from Aethalodelphis obliquidens (Pacific white-sided dolphin), 3365 nucleotides. It is a transcript of the gene IGFALS, whose product is annotated as insulin like growth factor binding protein acid labile subunit. The transcript has 2 exons. The record is from RefSeq and is a predicted model, not a curated record. NCBI's taxonomy places the organism in Eukaryota, Metazoa, Chordata, Mammalia, Artiodactyla, Delphinidae. The coding region runs from base 1383 to 3203 and encodes 606 amino acids. Gene Ontology annotation, molecular function: protein binding.
ACGAGGUUGGGGGCGGGGCUGGCCUCCAGCCUCUCCUGGGCCCGGACAGCUCCUGCGUACCUCACUUCUUCUCUCCUCACCCAUGCACCUUUCAGGAGGCAGACCUGACUCCUCCUCUGCCUCACCAAGAGGUUCAAGAGUCUCCUAAAGCUUGACAAGCCUUGCCCUCCCCAGACUCAGUUUUGCCUUUUUCAGUGCCUUCUGGCCCCUUCCCGCACAGGCCCCCCGCCCCAGGCAGAGCAGAGGGACUGGUGGGCAGGCACGUCUGGCAGCCAGAGGAAGGGUCCUCAGCAAAGGAGGAAGGGGUGGCUGGAGGGCAGCAUGGUACCUGGCAGCCUGGGGUAGAUGUGGUCAGAUCUGGAAGAGCAGAGCCCAGGACUCCCCAGGUGGAGGGGAGGAUGGUGCCCUGAAUCAAGCAGCCAUACCCCUUCUUACCAUGUCUGACCUGUGGCUGACCUCAGGCUGGGCACUGGGUACCUGUCCCAGGGCCUGUGCAGUGCAGGGUGGCCGUGGCCCCAAAGGAGCCCUGAAGGGCAGGACGGGGCCCACUGCUGGUGGGGGCUGGUCUCACAGCCACAAGACCUCGCGCCCGAGGCCAGCCAUCCCCCACUCUCUUCCUGGGAGGACAUUGUUGGGGAAAACAAACACAAAGUGGCCGGGGCCCUGCCAAGCAUUCCUAGAAGAGGCUAGGGGGAGGGGCAGUGGCCAGACAGCAGCUGACCCUGAGGUCACGGGAGAAGCCAAGGCUGGGCCAGGCCCCUGGCAGCUUGAACAAGGACCCCACCCAGGCAGUUAGGAAAUGGGGAGGAGGGGGGGAGUGGUCAGCAUGCCGGGGGUAGAUGGGCAGGCCCAUUUGGAGACGUGUGGUUCCUGCUUAACUCCCACAUGGCCAUCUGCUGGGAGGGAAGACCCUAGGAGCCCCCUGAGGGGCCCCUACCCACAGGCAGGGCAGCUGGCUGAGCACCAGCUCCUCACAGGCUGCUCCAAGGGAGACCCCCCCCCCCCCAGUAUUGCCUGCAGCCCCAGCUCUGCUCCACCCAGCCCUGCAGGGGGAUGGGAAGAUGGGCGGGUUGGGAAGAUGGGGGUAUGGGCCCCUGUUGUCCCUUAGAGCUGCACCCCGGGCCACCUUGCACCCUGAAGAUGCGUCAGGGCAGAUGCAGCCCCCAGCCUGUCCCCUGUGCCAUCUGCACCCUGGGCCCCAGUGCUGAUGCUGGCAGCCCGGCAGGAGGGGGUUAAUGGAGCUGGGGCCAGCAGGCUGGGCUGGCCAGUGACAAGGGUGCUGGCUGUCCCAGAGGCAGUGGGGAAAUCCAGAGGGCAGGAGCAGCCGGCCCCAACAGACGCGCCCCACUCCCUGCCCGCCUGCGGACUGCUCUGCACGAGGGAUGGCCCUGAGGAGAGGAGGCCCGGCCCUGGUGGUGCUGCUAGUCUCCUGGGCAGUGCUGGGCUCCCACAGCCUGGAGGAAGUGGAGUCUGCGGCACCAGCAGACCCUGAGGGCCCCCAGUGCCCAGCCAUCUGCUCCUGUGGCCACGACGACUACACAGAUGAGCUCAGCGUCUUCUGCAGCUCUCGGAACCUCACGCGGCUGCCCAGCGGCAUCCCGGACGGCACCAGGGCCCUGUGGCUGGAUGGAAACAACUUCUCCUUCAUUCCCGCGGCCACCUUCCGGAACCUCUCCAGCCUGGGCUUCCUCAACCUGCAGGGCAGCGGGCUGGCCAGCCUGGAGCCGCAGGCGCUGCUGGGCCUGCAGAACCUGUACCACCUGCACCUGGAGCGGAACCAGCUGCGCAGCCUGGCAGCCCGCACCUUCCUGCACACGCCGGGCCUGGCCUCGCUCGGCCUCAACAACAACCUGCUCAGCCGGGUAGACGAGGACCUCUUCAGGGGCCUUGCCCACCUCUGGGACCUCAACCUGGGCUGGAACAGCCUGGCCGUGCUGCCCGACACUGCAUUCCAGGACCUGGCCAGCCUACGCGAGCUAGUGCUGGCGGGCAACAAGCUGGCCUACUUGCAGCCCGCGCUCUUCUGCGGCCUCAGUGAGCUCCGCGAGCUGGACCUGAGCAGGAAUGCCCUGCGGAGCGUCAAACCCAAUGUCUUCGUCAAGUUGCCCAAGCUCCAGAAGCUCUACCUGGACCACAACCUCAUCACCGCUGUGGCCCCAGGUGCCUUCCUGGGCAUGAAGGCGCUGCGCUGGCUGGACCUGUCACACAACCGCGUGGGUGGCCUCCUGGAGGACACCUUCCCGGGGCUGCUGGGCCUGCACGUUCUGCGCCUCUCACACAAUGCCAUCGCCGGCCUACGGCCCCGGACCUUCAAGGACCUUCACUUCCUGGAGGAGCUGCAGCUUGGCUACAACCGUAUCCGGCAGCUGCCGGAAGAGGCCUUCGAGGGCCUGGACCAGCUGGAGGUGCUGGCGCUCAACAACAACCAGCUACAGGAGCUCAAGGCAGGCGUCUUCCUGGGCCUCUACAACCUGGCCGUCAUGAACCUCUCUGGCAACUGUCUGAGGAACCUUCCAGAGCAGGCAUUCCAGGGCCUGGGCAAGCUGCACAGCCUGCACCUGGAGGGCAGCUGCCUGGGCUGCCUCGGCCCACACACCUUCACCGGCCUCUCGGGGCUGCGCCGGCUCUUCCUCAAGGACAACGGCAUUGCGGCCAUCGAUGAGCAGAGCCUGGGGGGGCUGGCCGAGCUGCUAGAGCUGGACCUCACCUCCAACCAGCUCACGCACCUGCCUGGCCAGCUCUUCCAGGGCCUCAGCCACCUGGAGUACCUCCUCCUGUCCCGCAACCGGCUGUCUGCGCUAUCGGUGGAUGCCCUGGGGCCCCUGCAGCGCAUCUUCUGGCUGGAUGUGUCGCACAACCGCCUGGAGGCGCUGCCUGAGACUGUGCUCGCGCCACUGGGGCGGCUGCGCUACCUCAGCCUCCGGAACAACUCGCUGCGGACCUUUGUGCCGCAGCCCCCCGGCCUGGAGCGCCUGUGGCUCGAGGGCAACCCCUGGGACUGCGGCUGCCCCCUCAAGGCCCUGAGGGCCUUCACCCUGCAGCACCCGGGCGUCGUGCCCCGCUUCGUCCAGGCCAUGGCAGAGGGAGAUGACGGCCACCAGCCGCCCGCAUACGCCUACAACAACAUCACCUGCGCCAGUCCCCCCAGCAUCUCGGGCCUUGACCUGCGCGACAUCGGCGAGGCCCACUUUGCCCACUGCUGACCCGAAGCUGCCCUGCGGUCUGGACGGGCCCUUGCCACCCCAGGGGACAUGGACCUGGGACCUGUGGGCCCCAGCCUGGUCCCUGAGGGCCUGACCGGGAGGGUCGGGGACACAGCCUCCCCAACUAUCAAUUAAAAGCAACCCAAUAAAUGUGGCCACGUA